Protopolystoma xenopodis is the source of this 660-nucleotide messenger RNA. The record is from the annotation of a GenBank genome assembly. Lineage: Eukaryota; Metazoa; Platyhelminthes; Monogenea; Polystomatidea; Polystomatidae.
AUGCCGACGAAACGUUUGGGAAUGUACCCAUCCAAUGGACCACUUCUGGAAUUCACGAAUACUAUGUCAGAGGACCCGGGAAAUGACUCAGCAUCCUCUGGCUUCUUAAACGGAGAUAGCAUGCCGCAGCACACAUUUCAUGUGCACCACGGGGUCCAUCAGCAACUGCAACAUCAAAAUGUUGGUUCUAUCUCCGUUAGAGCCGGCCAACCAUCAUCUCUCACCGGGCUCACCACUUCUGGUACUCUCACUUCGCCGCCAGCCAGCCAUCUACCGAUCGCCAGCACUGGAUGGGCCUCUAGUGCAGGAGCCUCAUCUGCGUCUUCUGGGAUCAUCCCUUCCACAAGCGUUUCCUCGGGGCUGCCAUCCCUUCAGCCUGCCUUCACAUCAAGCUCCUCCUCUACAGCUGUCUCAACACCACUUCAAACUACUUGCAACGACACGCUGGCUGGUGAAGGAGCUUUGCACGCAUCAAUUUCACCUGUUUCUGAACAGCUCCGCGCGGCGCGUGUGCAGAUCUCGCGGCUUGAACAGGAGUUACGUGCAUUUCGUAUCCAAGCGGCAUCCAUAGCGGAGAACUCUGAAGCUCGGAGUCCCUUAGAAACGGUAUCCCAGACAACUCGCUCUAAAGGGGCUAUUGGUCAAUGUGAGGAUAGCUGA